Messenger RNA from Gossypium raimondii (Peruvian cotton), 1937 nucleotides. RefSeq names its product glucan endo-1,3-beta-glucosidase 13. Lineage: Eukaryota; Viridiplantae; Streptophyta; Magnoliopsida; Malvales; Malvaceae. Gene Ontology annotation, biological process: carbohydrate metabolic process. Gene Ontology annotation, molecular function: hydrolase activity, hydrolyzing O-glycosyl compounds. The transcript is spliced from 3 exons. The record is from RefSeq and is a predicted model, not a curated record. Gene Ontology annotation, cellular component: plasma membrane. The coding region runs from base 60 to 1529 and encodes 489 amino acids.
GUGGCUAGUUUUUCGCUAUAAAAAGAAGCUUGGAUGCCACUGCCAGUUAGUGUAAAGGAAUGAACAACAUUAUUUGGCAUCAAUUUUUAAAAUCGAUGGCUUCAAGAUUUAAGCUUGUUUCUGCACUCUCUUUGUUGCUUCUUCUGUUAGAUUUUUGUAGGGGAAGCAACGUUGGAGUUGACUAUGGAAUGGAUGCUGAUAACCUUCCAUCCCCUGAUCAAGUAGCACAAUUGGUUCGAAAUCACAACAUUCAGUACCUUAGGAUUUAUAAUUACAGACCCGAAGUGUUGAAGGCCUUUUCAAACACCGGUAUUGAACUUAUGGUGGGAGUUCCUAAUGCAGACUUAUCACAAUUCCAGUCCCAACCAUAUGUAGAUUCCUGGCUGAGGACUAGCAUCCUCCCGUACUACCCAGCCACAAAGAUCACCCACAUUACUGUAGGUGUUGAAGUGACUAAUUACCCAGAUAAUACCGCCAACUUGGUUGUGCCCGCCAUGAGAAAUGUCGUCUCAGCAUUGAAAUCGGCCAACCUGCAAGGUAAAAUCAAGGUUUCAACUCCACUCUCCUUUGGGGUUUUAUCCAAAUCCUUCCCACCUUCCGAAGGGGCAUUUAACAGUGGCUAUGAAAAUGUCUUGAGACUUUUGUUGGACUUCCUAGAAGAGAACCAAUCACCUUUUAUGGUCAAUUUAUAUCCUAUUUACGCUAUUGGAGCUUCUUCUUUGGAUGCUGUUCUGUUUAAGUCACCCUCUACGAUUUUCGUAGAUCAGCAUACCGGUCUUAGUUACAAGAACAUUUUUGAUGCUCAGCUAGACGCUGUUUUUUACGCCAUUGCCAAUCGGAAUUUCAGAACAACUAGGAACACAUUUGAUGCUCAGCCAGAUACUGUUCAUUUUACCUUGGCCAAUACGAAUUCGAGAAUAAACGACAUUAUUGUUACGGAAACCGGCUGGCCUACACAUGGUUCUAGGCCACCACAUGCUAGUACUCACAAUGCCAAGACUUAUAACUAUGGUGCUAGUCUUGACAGUGUCGACGACUACGCUAACAUUGACAAUGCCCAGACUUACAACACCAACUUAAUUAGUCAUGUUAUGGGUGGCUCCGGUACGCCUGCUAUGCCUGGUGCAAACCUAGAUGUGUACAUUUUUUCCUUGUUUAAUGAGAACCUGAAGCAAGGACCGGAAAUAGAGAGAAACUUUGGUUUAUUUGAUCCCGAAAUGAGGAGUGUAUAUAACCUGAACUUUCCUGGAAAAGGAACCGGAAAAAGCUGGUGCAUUGCUUCUAGCCAGGCUUCAAAUUCGGCUUUACAGAAUGCGCUAGAUUGGGCUUGCGGUCAGGGAAAAGCAGAUUGUUCGGCAAUUCAGCCUGGCCAGCGAUGUUUUCAGCCAGAUACCCUAGUUUCUCAUGCCUCUUUUGCAUUCAACAAUUACUACCAGAAAAAUGGGGCCACCGAUGAUGCAUGCAGUUUUGGAGGAACUGGGAUCAAAGUUUCUACGGACCCUAGCUAUGGAAACUGCAUUUAUAACUGAAAGUACAAAUUCUGAAACAUGCUAUUUAGCAUACCCUUCGUUUUAUCUCCCUUUCUAUUGUUAUAUUUCAUCAUUACAUGCUUCCCUUAACUUGAUCCCUGUCUUUCGAUUCAUAAAAAAGAGGAUACAUCAAGAAAAAAAAGAAAUGAUUGUUGUAACCAUCAUGCAGGAUUACCAAAACUGCAGCCAGUAGGACGACUGCCAUUACUACAACUUUCUAGGUUUUUUUAGUUUUAAUGUCUUCGUUAAAACCAGGGCAAUGUGAAACUUAUGAGAAGGUAGCCUCUGGUUUUUGUUUUGUAUUUGAUAGAGCUAAUAAGGGCACUGAAUAAUGAGAAUGCAUGGUGUCCAUUGCUCUCCUAUCCUGUUUUAUUCAUGCAAGUUGAAGGCCAAGGGUUCCUUUCUCAA